AUCCUAGUCGCAUUCGUCCGUGUCGAGUUUGAGCACCGGAGUGUAUGCGCCGGACGAGUAGUCGGGCGCCUGUAGCAUCAUGGGCCGAUCGUGUUCGCGUCUGUGUCAUGCCACAGCCUCAUGUCGGCGUGCCGCGUCCCUCGAGCCAGCUGACGACCACCUCAGUGGCACCUCUCCUCCCACUCAGUAGCCAAAAAUGAUAGUACGCACCGAUUCGUUCUGUCUAGAAUUAGACACUCAAUGGACAUACUUAUACGCAUAGUCAGCUCCCAGGGCGAGAGCCAUGUUCUUGCAUACGAAGGCUGCCGCCAUGAUGGCGUAUGGGUGGUUUAGCCUGAAGGGACUAGCAGUGGACCAAUUCAUCAGCUCCCAGAAGGGUGGGCACAGCCAGUUUCUCACUAUCAUUGGACUCUGGAUGGCAAUCACGACCAUGACGUUGGGGCUAGCAUCCGACGUAUGGCCCUCAAUCACGAUGUUCGGGAAAAUCAAGAGACUUGUCCUUAUGGUCGCUCUACCGAUCUCUACCAUCGUUACAUCGGUAUACUGGACCCUCCUUAUAUUCUGGACCGAAAUGAUCCUCGCUGCAAGGCCCCUCCCAAUCGACUCGCCCAACCCUGAUGAACUCGUGCCAUCAUUCUCGGAGCCCACAAUUAUGCGCAUCCCACUGCGGAUCGACCUGGCGCUUCACGCAGUCCCAGCAAUCUCGCUGCUUCUGGAUUUCUUCUGUUUUGAGCGCAGGUACUCGCGCGGCCAGGCCAUAUAUGGUGGCAUCAUCAUGACGGCUUUGGCUUGCUUGUCGUAUGCGCCGUGGAUCGAGCACUGUGCCAAAGUCAAUGGGUCUUUCCCCUACCCGUUCUUGACGGAGAGUCCGUUCGAUGUCCGGGUCAUGAUCUAUGCUGGUCUGAGCACGUUUGCUCUGGUGUUCUUCUGGAUUAUGAAUGCAUUGCAUUCAUGAGGAUGUCCAAGUUGUUGAUAGAUCUUUCUGUGUCCAUGAUCCGUGUGGUAGACUAAGACAACAUCGACAUUUGCUAACAAUUGCUCUAUAAGACUGUCCGUGCAUUUAUAUGAAUCCUUUACAUGUGGGAC
Messenger RNA from Rhodofomes roseus, 1086 nucleotides. Its product is annotated as FAR-17a/AIG1-like protein. The coding region runs from base 284 to 955 and encodes 223 amino acids. The record is from RefSeq and is a predicted model, not a curated record. The transcript has 6 exons. Gene Ontology annotation, cellular component: endomembrane system; membrane. NCBI's taxonomy places the organism in Eukaryota, Fungi, Basidiomycota, Agaricomycetes, Polyporales, Fomitopsidaceae.